AUGAAGGACUCAGAAAUAUUGAGUAUGUUAAAUGGCAUAACUGAUGACCAAGCUGAGUAUUCAGAUAUCGGAGGGGACAGUAAUGCUGAAGACUGUUUACCUAUUGAAGUAAGUGUGAAUAGUUCAGUGACAAGAUCACUGAAUUCAUCUGGCCACAGUAGUACUCCGCAGGCAGAUGUGGUUUUUGUAGUACAAAAGAAAAAUAAAAAAGAUCAAACUUAA
Messenger RNA from Macrosiphum euphorbiae (potato aphid), 222 nucleotides. Lineage: Eukaryota; Metazoa; Arthropoda; Insecta; Hemiptera; Aphididae. The record is from the annotation of a GenBank genome assembly.